This is a messenger RNA of Pseudoliparis swirei, 4008 nucleotides long. It is a transcript of the gene fgf18a, whose product is annotated as fibroblast growth factor 18a. The record is from RefSeq and is a predicted model, not a curated record. The transcript has 5 exons. Lineage: Eukaryota; Metazoa; Chordata; Actinopteri; Perciformes; Liparidae. Gene Ontology annotation, molecular function: type 1 fibroblast growth factor receptor binding; type 2 fibroblast growth factor receptor binding; growth factor activity. The coding region runs from base 1491 to 2123 and encodes 210 amino acids. Gene Ontology annotation, biological process: positive regulation of protein phosphorylation; cell differentiation; animal organ morphogenesis. Gene Ontology annotation, cellular component: cytoplasm.
UCCUGUGCAGCCCCCCUCAAGAAGAGCUUUUCGUUGAAGGAAACCUUGGCAUUUUUUAAAAGGAAGGAGGAUCUGCAUAAUUCCAGUGAAGUGGAUAAAAAGGCACGACUUGGUUCUUUUGGGGUUCUCUCUUAGCAUUUUCUCCUCUGGUGUCUGAAUGAAACAGGGAGGGGAAAUAUAUGAGGAAGAAGCACAGGUUCUAAACUGAGAGUCGAUCUGACAGUGUGAUUUGGGGUAAACACGUUUCCACUGCGCACGUUUGAACUUUUAUUUCUUCAGAAACUGGUGAGCUCGCCUCCUCUCCUCUUGCAGCGCGGAGUUGUUGUUUUUUCGGAACGACGAGACUUUCGCGUUUUUCUCCCAACCGAGUAACUGCUUAAACUUUCUUUUAAAAUAAAUAAAUAAAAAGGUCGGAUUGCAUUUUCCCCCUUCAAACAUUUUGGCGGUGAUGUCAUCGUGCUGUGUUUGGGCUGGUAUUGUGUCAAGAGGGCGCAGGGAAGACUUCUGCAGCCAAGCGGUAAGCAGCGGCUGAGGCAAGCAGGGAAGUCCGCAAAAUCAGGUGCAAAGUGCGGCUGUCAUUUCCUCGCUGUGUCGCGGGUGGCUGAGUCCGCCACCCAGUCACAGCUGUUCCCAUCCUUUACAGCCACCCCUCCCUCCCUCCCUCCCUCGCCUUUCUUUCUCCUAUAUUAUCCCCUCCCAUUUUCAUUCAGAACUCCAUACACCCCUCUGAGCUGGACCGCUCUGGGACCUUAUCACCUUCUCUCUCGGACACUGUUGUUCGGUGUCACCUGAGCCACAGACCCGUUGAGCCAGCGUGGGGGCGCAGUCAUGACCGAGGCCCUGCAUUACCCUGCGCCCGCAGAGCCCCCGUCUCCAGUUCACGGUUUGCUCCAUCAGCCAGCCCAGGUAGCCCACCUCCAACAGCUCCUGACCCUGCUCUGCUGGUACUAAACCCGCCUGCUACUCCUGUCUGGAACAAACACUCUACCACUUUCCUUUAUCAUCUCACCGGCUACAGAAUUAAGUGUGGUGACCAGAAGCUUGCUCCUGCACUGAAACGUUACGCUUUGGAUUACGCACGCACCGCACAAGGUCGAUUGGAAUUGGUUAUAUGUGACGCGUGAGCGCGAUUCACCUGUUCCUCUCCUUGUCGGGGACGCGCAGCCUUUAAAGUCCCAACCUCCCCCUUUGCUUCCCCGCCCAUCCGUCCUCUCCACCACUCUGGACAGCUGUUAGAGGUUGCCCGACGGUCACAGUGGCACAGUUAACCCGGCUUCACGCCCCACAUUGCCCGUGCCCGCACAUUUACGCACGCCGGGAGAACCGGGGCACGCCGCCGCCGAUGCCAACGGGAGUGUCCGCUGACUCUUUGACUGCACAACCUCGAGCGGAUUCACAAAACACGAGGGAACCCUCUGGACUGUCGGACUGGCUUAGACCGAGCGAGGAGACUGUCUCUGGGACAAGUUCCAUAGUGGAGGGGGGAAGCAAUGUGGCCCCUUCUUUCCACGCUGACCGUCUUAUGUAUCCAGAUGUUGCUGGUGAUGUGCGAUCCAUUACAGCAGGUACUUGGUGUGGAUGGGGUCAACUUCAGCGUGCAUGUGGAGAACCAAACACAGGUGCGAGACACCAUGAGCCGACGACACCACCGCGUCUACCAGCUCUACAGCCGCACCAGCGGCAAACACGUCCAAGUACUGGGACGCAGAAUCAGCGCUCGAGGAGAAGAUGGAGACAAAUUUGCCCAGCUCGUAGUGGAGGCUGAUACCUUUGGUAGCCAGGUGAGAAUCCGGGGCAAAGAAACCAAUUUCUACCUGUGCAUGAACCGCCGCGGAAAGCUGGUCGGAAAGAAGGCCAGUAACCGAAGCGAUGACUGCGUUUUUGUGGAAAAGGUUCUGGAAAACCACUACACAGCUCUGAUGUCAGCACGCCACACAGGCUGGUAUGUGGGCUUCACUAAAAGAGGUCGUCCUCGCCGUGGUCCCCACACACUCCCGAACCAGCAGGACGUACACUUCAUGAAGCGCUUCCCGCCGGGUGAGCAGCCAGACCUCACCACCCCCUUUCGCUUCACCACCGUCAGCAAGCGGGGCAAGCGGGUGCGUGCUACCGGGCCCCGCUAGUACUGGCGAACACGAGCACCCACUGUCUUUUCAUCCAGAGCCUUGACCUGAGCCGGCCAAUAGCUAACCCAGUCAUCUCCUCCGUCACACACGACUGAACACCUCUCUUUGUUGGGACAAACAUUGACCAGAAACUUGAUGAAUCAUUCAUGGGGUUUAGCUUUACACCUACUAAUUUGCCACUACAGCCCACUAGUUAGUGAUCAUUCCUCUUAGUUUUAGUUCCCCUACUGGGCCAACUGGACCAUUACUGGUCCAUCGCUGGAAGCUUCAUGGACAUGCUCAGCUUCCAUUCAUAGGCCAGAAAAACUGACAGGGAAGCUGAAGGGCAUCCAGAGUCCCAGGCUCUACGAAGGCCUUUAUUCCAAUUCAACCAAACCCACAAGGUCUUCGUGUCUCCUGUUCUGGACCAGAAGGACAAUGUCAUGUAUGGGAUUACAACUGGACUAGAGAUAGAACAAGGGAUGGGGAAAGACUGGCUGAACAAGAGAGUGGGUGCUUAGCCUACGGAUAAAGGGAAAAGAGGAAAGACGGGAAAACGGCAGAGUGGACAAAGGGACAGAGUGAUCUUCACAGAUCAAAUGGACCAAUAAUGGACCGCUGACAUGUGACGCACUUAUUUGUCUCACUGCAAAAUUGGUGUGAACCUGUGCGACUGCUGACAAAAGGAUGAAUGAGGGAACGAUCGAGUGAGUGACUUACUGAAUAAACGCAUGUUUGUAAGAACGAGAAGACAAGGAAAUGUUUGUAAGGUUGUGUGUGUGUUUGUGUGUGUGUGUGUGUGUGAGUGAGUGCACCAUCAACCAUAAGUGAAGCUGGAUCACGAGGGACUCUGGAAAGGGACCAUCCAGUCCCUGCAUGAACCCGUGACAACUCACCGCAGGGACUGAAGCUUUAAGAACUGGAAUGUAUAAAAACCAAGCUGCACCAAAAACAGCUCGCCAAUCACAGCAGACCAAACCAACAACCGACCAAAGACAACUGGAGACCUUCUUCAUGACUCCUCCCCCCACUCCCCCAAGGACACUACACCCUCCGCUUAUAGGUGCAGAGGAUGACAAGUGCAGGGGCGAGCAUUGCGGGGAGGGUGCCUUUCCCAUUAGCAUUGCUAUAGAAACGACCCAGGGGAUGAUGCUCCUGCGCGACACCGUGGAUACAGAAUGCUGCUACCAGGACAUUCAGUGGAACAAACCAAAGUCUCAAGCAUACACACAGGAGAAAACAUAUUAAAGGGAACAAUUUAUUGAAAGUUAUAUAUAUUAUAUAUAUAAAAGAAGACAGAAACCCUAAAUAAGCAAUCUUACUAUGAUGGUUCUUCUAAUUAUUACGAUAAAAUUAUUGUCAUUUAUUUAUUUCAGCUCUGUGUGCAGCAGUCUUUCUCGACUCAGUAAACAGAAAAUUGUCCUGUGUCUCACAGCUUCUUUAAACUGCUUCUUAACAUGCUUUCUUUUCUGUCAAAGAAUAUAUUGUAGAAAGAGAUUCAAGUGUGCCGAGCCCCGAGAUGUGGCUGGCUUUAAAGCCCAAUAAGUUGAUCGACAAAAAAAUGAUUUGGCAUCUAUUUUGUUCAGUAAUAAUUGUCAUGUAUUAAGCAACAAUUACCAACAUUUGCUUGUUCCAGCUACUGUAAUAUGAGGGUUUGGUUGUUUUCUCUGUAUAUCACUCUAAAUUGAAUAUCUUUGGGUUUUAAACUGUUGGUUGAACAAAAGAAGCCAAGACAUUUUCCUGGGCUCAGAGAAAUAGUGAUUUCGGCGAAGUGAUGAGAUAUACCAUGAUACAGUAUAGAUUUGUCACUCAUCAGAGAUUGUGCCAUACAGCUUAUACCAAGAUAUCUAUCACUUUAAUAUAACUGGUUGUAUUCCAUUAUUUACAUUGCAAUCAAACAGGA